UUUGGCUGAGUAAGCGAAAGUUAAAACGCUUGGUCCUGGUCAUUUCGGAAAUCAAAACCAAGGAAGUAAUGGAGAGAUGGCAGUUUGACAUUCAAACUGAGGAAAUGAAUGAGGAGGGUGAAAACUCGACCAGACAGAAGGAUGAGAAGAAGAUAAAGCAAGAAAUGUCUGAUGUUAUUCGACAAAUAACAGCAUCGGUUACAUUCCUCCCACUUCUCGAAGAACCAUGCUCUUUCGAUGUGCUGAUCUAUACGGGAAAAGAAACUGAAGCACCUAGUGACUGGGUCGAGAGCAGUGCAUGUCUCAUAAAGAAUAGCGAACAGAAUACGUUUUGGAGUAUUCUUAACUGA
This is a messenger RNA of Haemonchus placei, 350 nucleotides long. The record is from the annotation of a GenBank genome assembly. NCBI's taxonomy places the organism in Eukaryota, Metazoa, Nematoda, Chromadorea, Rhabditida, Trichostrongylidae.